CAGGGCACUCCACAAGUCCCGCCACAAGCCAAACUGCAAGUUUCUACUUCUGCAAUGGAGCUGCCCCCAUCCUACGAAGAUGUUCUGUUGGUGGAUAAUUUAGCUGCUACUACAGAAACUGCCAUCACACCAGAGAUGGCAGACAAGCCGUAUGGGGUUCUUUUCCUUCGGUUCCCAGACACCUGUGUUCAGGAGUUCAGAGACACCAUUGGGGGAUACCACCAGAGUCUGGCAGAGUGUGAGGGAGAAAUCAUUGCAUUUGCGCCACAGGUUCUACACGAUUCUAACGAAUGGCCAGCACGAACGUCUGUCGCCAUUUUGAAGUUCCCUUCUGUGGAGGUGGCAGCUGAUUGGUUCAACAAGACUACAGGGGUCGCUGAUCCAAAAUGGCUGGGAACUUGCGAGGCCAUUGUUGCAACAAUGAAGGAACAGUACAGAAAAGCUAACAGUAUAUUUUCAUUGACGGCCUCAAGGUACAAGCUACCAAUGCAAAAAGCCAAACUGAACAAAUACGGUAAACUGUAUCCUAAGACGCUACGUCGUUUAAGGCUGUUACAGACGGGGGUGCUUCUGGUUUCUUCUCCAAAGUUCACCACAUUACGAGGCAGCUGGCUGGAAGACAAAAGGCACGUCACGGUGUCUCAGUGGGAGACAAUGGAUCUUUACUUCGAGUUCAGAUGCAAAAGAAAAACGGGUCCCUUCAAAGAAUGCUUUGAUUUGCUCGGGGAAGUACUGGUCAUACCGCCAGCAGUUAUUUUCCAAUCUGAGGAUUUGUCUCUCUUUCAAAUGUCAUCCAUACCAACGACUGAGAGAUCUGACAGCCCAACCGUUGAAUUCCAGUCACAGAAUACUCAAGCUCAAGCUAAAAGCAAUGCUUCAGGGGCUGUGGCUUCAGGAGCACGACAGGCAGAGUCUACAAGAUCUGAGAGCCCAGCGGUCGAGGUGCAGUCAGAGGAUAUCGAUAAUGCUGAAACCCAAACCCAAUGCGAGGCUUCAGGUGAUGUGAACGAGGCUUCAGGGGGUGUGAACGAGGCUUCUGGGGAUGUGAACGAGGCGACAGGGGAUGUGAACGAGGCUUCAGGGGAUGUAAACGAGGCUUCAGGGGAACGACAGGCAGUGUCUACAAGAUCUGAGAGUCCAGCGGUCGAGGUGCAGUCAGAGGAUAUCGAUAAUGCUGAAACCCAAACCCAAUGCGAGGCUUCAGGGGAUGUGAACGAGGCUUCAGGGGAUGUGAACGAGGCUUCUGGGGAUGUGAACGAGGCGACAGGGGAUGUGAACGAGGCUUCAGGGGAUGUAAACGAGGCUUCAGGAGAACGACAGGCAGUGUCUACAAGAUCUGAUAGCCCAGCGGUCGAGGUGCAGUCAGAGGAUAUCGAUAAUGCUGAAACCCAAACCCAAUGCGAGGCUUCAGGUGAUGGGGAUGAGGCUGAAGGGGGAAAUCAGGAAGAAACUGUUGACAUGAAAUCCCCAAUAGUAGACUUACAGUAA
Haliotis rubra (blacklip abalone) is the source of this 1488-nucleotide messenger RNA. RefSeq lists its product as uncharacterized. The record is from RefSeq and is a predicted model, not a curated record. The transcript is spliced from 6 exons. The coding region runs from base 55 to 1488 and encodes 477 amino acids. Lineage: Eukaryota; Metazoa; Mollusca; Gastropoda; Lepetellida; Haliotidae.